Branchiostoma floridae (Florida lancelet) is the source of this 1128-nucleotide messenger RNA. RefSeq lists its product as uncharacterized. The transcript has 9 exons. The coding region runs from base 64 to 1113 and encodes 349 amino acids. The record is from RefSeq and is a predicted model, not a curated record. Lineage: Eukaryota; Metazoa; Chordata; Leptocardii; Amphioxiformes; Branchiostomatidae.
CGAUAUUCAACGCUGUGACACGAGCAGUGCUGGAAGACAAGUUGGAUACAACAGACCAACAACAUGAAGAAGGCAGUGGGGGUAGGAGUGCCCUUAGUGCUGGUUCUGACUGUCGCCGUGUACCUCGGUGUGACGUGGUACAAACAGGAUGAACCAAAACCCUGUCACCGUUGGAUCACGAAAUCCGUAGGCUUGCCGGAUUAUCUCAAAGAAGCCCUGCAGAAAGCAGCCGCUGAAGAUGCCCCGGAGUACGUCCAGGACAAACGCUUCAUCGGGGCCAUUGCCAAGAUGGCUGGAGACCUUUUGUCGAAACCGAAGCCAGUCGACAACAAGCAACUGUCAGGUCAAAUUAACCAGCUGGGUGGUAUGAAGAACAUGGGCCCAGACCUCAUGUCAGACAGUGUGAAACAACAGCAAGAGAUGACUGGAGAGGUUGAAAAAGAGGUGGCGGACAAAACUAUACAAGGCUUAUUUGCUGCCCCGGCAAAGAAAGCAGCACCACCAGCUGGUGGAGGCAAACCAGCAGCUCCUGCUGCGCCUAAAGGUGGUACCGGAGAAAUGAAGGCUGAGAUAGAUUUUAUCGAACAGAAGGGCAUGGUCCAGGACGACUUGUUUGCACCACCAGGAAUGAAAAUGAAGGUGGACGUUGAAAAAAGUCCCAAAAAGCAGAACGAAAAAGACGACAUGUCCCAACCAAAGGCGUUUGCCUACCCCAUGGGGAUGGGCGGUACUAUGAUGAACGGCUGUUUCGGGACUGGAUACGUACCAGGAGAUCCGUGCUACAAAGCGAAGAGGCCGCUCCCGCCAUGUUUCAACUUGAUGGAGGGAUGUAACUACAUCGGGGUGGGCUUCGAUGGUCGUGGAGAGUACAGCAGUGUAUCCAGGAGGAAAACAGUCAUUCAGCGGAAAUGUGUAAAGAAGAAGAAGUAUCACGGGCAGGAGGUACCCGACCAGAUGAACGUUCACGGCAUCUAUGAUUCAGACGUCAGCUCCAGAGUUUUUGAAGGGAGAGAGUCUUUUCGCCAAUUCCUUCAGCAGAAAGCCGGCGCCUCUUUUUCAGCAAUGGGCUUCCAGGUGAUGCACCUUCAUUCCAAAAUGUUAUGGAUAAACUAAACUAAACUCUACCUA